AAAAGCGUCUGCUAAAUGACUGUAAUGUAAUGUAAUAUUCCGCUUUGUAGCUUAUUUCUUACGAUAUAUGAGUUUAUAGAGUAUACAUUUGAACAUAGAUUUCUUUGUUCAAAAUUUUGAUAUUUUGAGAGUAUGGCACUUGAGCUACAAUAUAAUCCUGGUGAUUGUACAAUAAGACACAGGCAUACAGAGGAGCACAUUGUGGUUUGCUGUCUGAGUGCAGGAGUUCAUAAACAUUAACAGAGUCAUAUGACUGUCAGUGUGACAAUCUGUUGUAUAAUAAUUAAAAGGAAGUCAAACCUCAGCUGUACUUCUAGUCAGAAUCUGUUUACUCUAACUGACAAUAAGCUCCUCUAAGCAUGUGAUUUAGCAUUUACAAGUCAUGUACUUUCAGUGAAUUAACACACAAUAAUGAGGCGAUUUAAGGUUAUUCAAUAUUAUUGUAACAUUUGCUUAUUUUAGCUGCUGUUAGAGGGACUGCGAUGGAGACAUUUGGCCUCAGGAGGACCCAGUCCCUGAGGAGUCUUUCUGGGGUUCAGGAGAGGUCAUGGGUCAUGCCAGCUCCCACCCGCUGGGACAGGAAGUCUGUGUCUCAGCUGGUAGAACAUUACCAAAGCUGUGCUGACCUGAGGGGUAUCGAAAAACAGGAGCAUAAACUUCCGGUGUCAGAAAGCUGUGUGGACGGUCGAUGGAGGCAACUGGAGGGCGGCGAGAACGUGGCCAUCUGGGAAUCCGGAGGAAGCUCCAAUUUGUCCAGGAGUCGCUCCAUGGACUUCCUCCCUCAGAGGGAGUCGUCAGGCACCAGAGCUCUGUGUGCCCUGUUUGAGUCCAAGGCCACCCUGCAGCAAGGCUUCAACAGCAGCCCUCGGAUGAACUCAGCCUCUGCUACUGGCAGUAACACAGUGAGAGACUGCCCUCUGCUGGAUUGGAGAAGUCACAAGGAAACAACCAUUCAGAGAGCCGCCCAGGUGGAAGGCAGAAAGGCCAUGAAUGGACUCCCAGAGUCUUCAGCCACAGCAUCCAGAUACUCACAAGAUGACAAAUAUAGUCCAUCACUGACCAAGGGGGGCACGCCAACAAGACAAAGCAGAGACAAGAUAUCUACUUCCUCCUCGGUGAGAGACAGAUCAGCCUUCUAUCUGUCAAGAGCAGCAGCUAUCGACUCCACAGGAGGCGCAACACAGCCAGAAUUCGUCAGUACUCCAGGAACGAGAGCUAAAAGCAGUAAGAUGGCUGAAGCAGGCAGGAAAAUCACAGUUUCACGAUCAUCUCAUGAUGAAGAUGACCUGCCUCUCCCCCCACCUCCUCCCGUACCACCCAGACCCGUUGACUAUGAAGGGCCUUCAGCAAUAAGUAGCCUCCCUCUGCCUCCACCUAAAGAAACCUUUUCCACAUUUUACCAGCAACGGAAUAAGAGUGAGCUAAAGAGGCUCUUUAAACACAUCCACCCAGGCAUAAGGGCAAGUCUCGAUGAUGCAGUGGACGAUGAGAUAAUGAAGGCAGUGCAGCCAGAAAAUACUCAAGCAGCAGAUGCAGCUUAUCAAGGUGAAGUGCAGUCCAUGAGGUGGAUCUUUGAGAACUGGACUCUGGACAAUAUUGGGGAUCCUCAUGCAACCAAGAAGCUGCUGGAUGAUGAGGAGUUAAAAGGUGGAAACGUCAGGGGUACCUCCUCUAUGUUUGAGCACAUUGACAGCACCCAACACAUGUCUGCUAAAAGACAGAAUUCUGUCAGAGGGGAUGUGAGAACAUCAACAUGGCUGUUUGAGACCCAGCCCUUAGAUUCUCUAAAUGAAUCAAAAAGAGAAGAGGGUGAGCUGGUUGAAGCAAUGCUGAAAGAACCUAUCCAGCCAGGAGAUGUAACAGGGGCUCGGCUGCUUUUUGAGUCUAAACCAUUGAGUGACUUUGGGCGCUGCAACUCCAUAGAAGACCACAGCUUCCUCAAACUCAGAUCUGAGCUUCAGGAGCAGAAAGGAGAUGUCCAGAAGACUUUAAAACUCUUCCAGGCAGACCCUUGCUGUGCCAUCAGAGACAACAGUGGCAAUAUCCAUGAGAUUAAAUCCAUCUGCAGGGAGGAGAUCAACAGCAGCAACAUCAGCACUGCCCGUUGGCUUUUUGAAACCCAGCCUUUGGAUCUGAUUAAUAAGGGAACUGAUGGGGUAAAAAUAAUCCGGGGUAUAUCUCUGGAAGAGGCUCACAGAGGAGGAGUUGACCAAAAGAGGUGGAUGUUUGAAACUCAGUCAUUUGACACAAUACAAGAAGUCAUCGGAGUGGACAAGUUUGAAGGAACGGUGGCUGAUUGCACUGGAGAGGCCGACGUUGUGAACAAGAGGAAGCUCUUUGAGAUGCAACCCUUGGCAGCACUAAAAGGAGACUCCGCAGAGCAGUCUUUGGAAAAGGAAGAAAUUAUUGCGGGAGAUGUCAAGACUUCUCUGUGGCUGUUUGAAACUCAACCCAUGGAGACCCUUAAUGAUAGCUAUGAAGUUGGUCAUUUGAAGAAAGUUACCCUUUCAGCUGAUGAACAAGGAGAAGUAAAAGGCAAAAAACAAAUAUUUGAGAGCUGCAGGAUUCAAAAGAACACCUCAUUCAAAGAACAAGAGAUUGAAAAGGGCGAUGUUAAAGGAUUCAAACAUCUUUUUGAAACAAUUCCACUGAGCAAAAUCGCUCAGUCUAAUGAAGAGUUGAUUGAGGUGGAAAAGGCGAUUGCAGCAGGAAACGUAAAAGGCACCAAAGCAAUGUUUGAGACAACUCCUUUAUAUGCAAUAAAGGACAGCUCUGGAAACCUCCAUACAGUCACAACAGUCAGCCGAGAAGAAUUAAUCAAAGGAAAGGUCCAAAACUAUAAGUGGAUGUUUGAAACAAAGCCUUUAGACGAGCUUGCAGAAAGAAAAGCAAAUGUUGAGGUGAUCAAAGGCAUCACCAGACAGGAGGAUACAACGGGCAAUGUCAAGAUGGCGAAGUGGCUUUUUGAAACCCAGACAAUAGAUGGGAUCCACUCCAAGUUCAACCAGACGGAGCAGGAUGCUUCUGUAGAAGACGAGCAUCGUAAAGGUGAUGUCAACAACUGUAAAUGGUUAUUUGAGACACAACCAAUGAACAUUUUGUAUGACAAAUCAGAAAACAUCAAUGAUAAAGAAGCCAUUGACAAUACCAAUGUCAAGUCCAUUACUUGGCUUUUCGAAUCACAGCCUCUAGACACCAUCAAAGAUGGCGAAGAGUACAAUCUGAAGCUAUGCAACACCAUACAGGAUUCUGUCAAAUCGGAGGUUGGUGUUCAAACAGUCAAACAUGUUUUUGAAACUGAAACCUUGGAUAGAAUAAGAAAGGAUGCAAACUCUGAACACAAUGUGAGAUGUGUCAGCCAGGUCAACUUUCAGUCUGGAGAUGUCUCACGAGUCAAAGAACUUUUUGAAUCCCACUCUCUUGAUGAAAUAGGAUCAGAAAUGGUGACAUCUGAUGAACAGAACCAAGACGAACACCUGGUAAAAGGUUCCGUACAUAAAUGUACCUGGAUGUUUGAGAACUGUCCCAUGAACCAGAUGAAUAAGGACAUUGAGGGUGCAAACAUUCAGAGAGUCAGUGGUGAAGAAGGUGGCGAUGUACAAAACAAAAAGUUUAUAUUCGAAACUUCCUCACUGGACAAAAUCCAGGACCAGCCCCUUGAACAGAAGUCAGACUCUGUGGAGGAGCCUGUGAGCAGUGUUGACGUAAAGUCGAGCACAAUGAUGUUUGAGUCCCUGCCACUGUAUGCCAUCAGAGAUAAAGAGGGAGAGUUUCAUGAAGUUACAACUGUGAAAAAAGAGGAGGUAAUGAGUGGUGAUGUCAGAGGAGCAAGGUGGAUGUUUGAGACAAAACCCCUUGACGCCAUCAAGGCAGACAAGGAAGUUUACGUCAUCCGAGCUGUAACCCAGGAAGAUGUCAAGAAAGGAGAUGUGAAAUCAGCCAGAUGGAAGUUUGAAACACAACCUUUGGACUCCCUUACCAGCCGAGAUGAGCCCUCUGUCCGGGUCAUUGAAGACUUGGGAAGCAGUAAUGUGCAACUCAAUAAACAGAUAUUUGAAUCUGAGCAGUCAUGCCAGAAAUUCAUGCGAAUGGUUAGUGUCACCGACGUCCAGCAUGGCGACGUCAGGACCUCCACCUGGCUCUUUGAGAAUCAAACCAUUGACAGUCUGAAAGGGGAACCUCAGGAGCAAGGUCCGGUAAAAACUACGGUCCACAGAGAAGACAGCCAGAAAGGAGAUGUGAAACGCUGCACUUGGCUGUUUGAAUCACAGCAACUUGACAAAAUCAAGGAGCCUGAGGAUACCUCAGUGCAAGGUUCUGAGGAGGAAAUACCAAAAGCUGAUGUGAAGUGCACUACCUGGCUCUUUGAGACCACUCCACUGGACAAAAUCACUGCCAACAGUGUUGCUGACACCCUGUCCUAUCUGUACCAAAUGACUUUCGUUCACUCAAGCGGCAUCAUUAUAGAAGCAAAUGAGAGUAAGAAUGUUAUGAUGGCAAAAUAUCUGCUGGAAGUCAAUGAAGGUGUGCAAAUUCAGAAAGAAGAAGUUGUUGGGGGUAACAUCAGGAAUAUCAUGUUACAACUCUUACUCAAACCAACCCUAAAGCCCCAAGUCAGUCUUCUUAGAGAAGUGGAGAAGGGCAAAAUGAAUACCACAGUAGUAGAACUUCCAGUCUACGAAUCAGCCACAAUUAUCAACCUCGAGAGGGAUCAAAGAAUACAAAACAUUGUCCAGAGGAUCGAGGAAGUGCUUGUCCAAGAUAAGGAUUUCAAAAAAGGAAUCAUAAUGCAAGAGACUGCGGGGGGGCAAGCAGAGAUGUCAGUAUAUUCACUCAUCUGCGAUUCUGAAACCAAAACCGAGGGUCAUGUUAUAGAGAGGGGAGACAUAAAGUCUACGAUUGGAAAUCUGUUGGCAACUGCCAAUAGUCAGAAGACUGCGGCGUCAUGUAGAGUGGAUGAAAAUGAAAAGGGAAAUGUGAAUCUGUACAAAAGUUGCAUUGAGAAAGGAGACUUGAACUAUCUGAAAAGUCUUCAUACUAAUGCAACAGCAGAUGAAGUUGAUCACAGCCUUCUGGCUGAAGGGUACAUUGAAAUAGUUCAUGGAGAUGUGAAGGAAGCAAAGAGAAGUCUCUGUUUGCAAAAAGAGCAGGUAGAGCGAACCAUUUCUGAUGUUUUGCCAGGAGAUGUAAAGAACACCAAAAAAGUUUUUGCGUCGGAGUGCUCUCUCUGUGUUGAGAACUGCGCUCCAAAGGAAGAAAUAAUCCCUGGGGAUAUCUUAUCAGCAAAGCAACAACUUGCAGUGCAGCAACCUGUUGUGGUGGAAAAAGAGGAAAUUGUGGCUGGGGACAUCAAGGCAACACUGCAGUCAUUAGAACGCGCAAAGCAACAGAGCAUGUGUGUGGAACGGGAGAUCAUUAAACCUGGAACUAUCUAUGACAUGGACUUGUCAGGCCCUGAAAUAGAAGGAAACCAAGCACAAAAAGAGGUCAUUAUUUCUGGAGAUGUGAAAGCAGCUAAAAAGUCCCUUGAAGUGGCCAAGCAGCAAAGCAUGCUUGUGGAGCGCGAAGUCGUUUUUCCUGGAAAAAUAUACAACCUGAAUGUCACAGCACAAGAAGAAAGCUCUUCCGAAGUGAUGCAAUCUACAUCUUCGUCUUCCUCCAGAUGCCAGCAAAUCAAGACGUAUCCAAAGGUCAGUGAUGCAGAGAAAGAUCAGGGAAGCCAUGUUUCCUUUGAGGCUUGUCAACAAAAUGCAGUUAUAGUCAGUAAUUGUGCACCAGGAUCACUGCUGCCUUUUGUAAGUUGUGAGUGUAAUGGUCAGACAACAGAAGAUGAGACAGAAGAAGUUAUCAGAGGAGAUGUGAAGGCAUCUAUUAGGUCUCUGCAGAGUGCAGCAACAGAGCAGAAGCUCCUAGAUAAAGAAGAUAUUGUAAGAGGUAAUGUCCAAUUGGCUUUGCAAUCUCUUGAGAAGUCUAGUGUAAAUGUAUCCAAAGGAGACUAUAAAGCUGCAAUGAUAUACAGGAAUUCAGGGAAGGCUUGUUCAGGAAGGAGCAAGACUGUUCAGAAGCAGUGUGUUGUGGUCUCUAUGCCUCCAUCUGACACAGUGUUGUCUCCUUCAAUUUCAGUAAGCUGUGAAGGACAACCAUCCAAUACAAUACAGAAUUCAACACCCAACCCUGUAGCAAAUGGAAUUUCUAAAUCAUCCAGCUCUGUGAGUGUCACUCCACCUCCACUCCCUCAAAAGACAAGUGAGAAACCUCAGGAGCAGAAGCCAGCUUUACCUCCAAAGCCACAAUGGACAAAAUCAGUAGUUGUAGAACAACCAAAUAUUUUAGCUGCUCCCGAAGUCACUUGCCACAAUAAAGACAACAUGCAAAGUGCAAUGAUUCCUCCAAAACAAAGCAAACCAUUUCCUACGCCCUCUCAAGAUAAACCUCAAAGAACCAUAUCACAUGGCAAAAUCAGUAUAGAGACCCUACAUGAAACAUCCCACCAAAACUGUAUUGAAGCAUCGCAAGACUUAAAUCAAACAAUGGACUCUAUCAACAAUCUAUCAAUGGACUCAAAGGCUCAGGAAACUAGGAAGAAAAAGAAAACACAGACAGGGAGCAAAUCAGACUGCCAAGGAAUGAUGUCGAACAGCACUGUGGAGCAAGUGGAAAUGGAGAGAAAUGUAAUACAGAAAAUCAAUGCAGCUGAUGAGAUACAAAUGUGCAUGAAGAAUUAUGCAGAAGAUGGUCAAUAUGAAAGGAACACGAGCUUGCAGGCUGCUUUAAAGAACUUUGAAAGAAGGGAAAGUGAGACUGGAGACAAAAGAGCCCCUUUGUUGUCCAAGAAGGUAAAAGUGCUAAAUGAAAAUGUAAGUGACCAUAAACAAACCAACAAAACCACUGCUCACCAACACAAAUCACCUCCCAAGAAGAAACUCAACACCGAUGACGCACUGCAAACAUCAAAGACCAAGAGAUGCCAUGAACAGCAAAAUGACCUCAAUGAAAAGCCACCCAAACUCGAGGAUAAAGUUGUUUUAAGAGAGAAGAAAUUAAAGGAGACAGAUGAUGAAAGACGACAAAGGCUUUCUGUCCACAAGGAGGAGAUCAUGAAGGGAAAUGAGAAAGCAGCCAUGGAAAUCUUUGAAAAUCUGAGGAAACGAGAGGAACUCCAAGGAAUCCUGUCUCAAGUGCAAGACAUAGAGGGAGAUGACAGCAGUAUAGAUGUUAGCUCCUUCAAGACGUUAUAUGAGACUGUCCCUGCUUGGAUGGUUACACCAAGUGGAGAUGCAAAGCAAAGUAAAAUGGAGGAAAAGAAAGUUGAAGUAGAGACACAUGACGAUGAUCUAGAAAGCAUCUCGUCAGUUGAAACUGCAUUUGAAGAUCUGGAAAAGGCAAGCAAGGAAAUAAUGAAUCUGAAGGAACAAACAUUAGCAAAACUUCUUGACAUUGAAGAGGCCAUUAAAAAGGCUUUGUACUCCGUCUCCAAUCUGAAAUCUGAGGCUGACAUCUCAGGGUUGUCAGGACUAUUUGAUGAAUCUUUGAAAUCUGAGCAAAACUUCCAACCUGCCAACAACAUCAGGAAAAUAAGUAUUGUGUCAAGCAAGGCCAAAUUGGGUCAAACCAAAGAAACUGUUUUGGAUUCAAGUCCUUCUAAACAAGAAGUGCACAGAAAGGUCCUCAACAAGCCACUCAUCAGACAGUCCUCUUCCCAGUCUUCUCCAUCAUUCAUCUCCAUUCACUCAGCUGCCAGAAAGUCUCUUGAACAACCAAAGUUACCCAUGUCAACAUUUAAACCAAAAACAGAGGGUAAUUCUAAAAAUUACCAUGAUGCAAAUGGUGAUCUCAGACAGAAGUCUGCUGCUAAUGAACCGCCAAAGAACGGUCAGAGUCCUGCACAACGCAAGGUUAGCGUGAUCGAAGUGAAAACGGCUCCAGAGCAACCCGCUGGAAUAGUUGGCACAAAGACUGUCAGUGAAACAUACAAAGAGACUGAUGGCUUUGGCAAUGUAUUUGUUUCAUCUGUGACUUCAACAUUUGUCACCAAACAGUCUGACCGUAAAUCAUCAGCACUGUUUGAAGUAGUCGGUAAUCCAGCCAGAUACGAAGUCAUGACAUCGCCAUUGAUUCGAAGAUCUGGUCGCCUUUUUGAAGAUAAAGUGUCGAACCACACCAAUGAGGACGGGACGGUGUUUGUAACAUUUAGCCAACCAAAGGAAAAGCACUAAAGAAGACAUGCAGUGCAUUUACCUGCCUUUUAGGAAAUCAGUUAUUCCAUUUGUGUAUUUAUUACAAUAUGUUUUUAUGAGAAGGUUUUGUUAGUUAUAAAAUUGAUCUUAUUCAAUCACUAAAAUGUUGCAUUUUAAUGAAAAUAUUAUUUGUCGUCUGGAUUUUAUACUGUAACCACAUGCUAAACUCUUAAGUUCUUGUAUUAAACAUAUGCAGUUGUUCUGUUGUGUAAAUUGUCAAAUAAACAACAAUUUAAAAUA
Messenger RNA from Anarrhichthys ocellatus (wolf-eel), 8477 nucleotides. RefSeq names its product xin actin binding repeat containing 1 (gene xirp1). The record is from RefSeq and is a predicted model, not a curated record. NCBI's taxonomy places the organism in Eukaryota, Metazoa, Chordata, Actinopteri, Perciformes, Anarhichadidae. The coding region runs from base 483 to 8216 and encodes 2577 amino acids. The transcript is spliced from 7 exons. Gene Ontology annotation, cellular component: focal adhesion; stress fiber. Gene Ontology annotation, molecular function: actin filament binding. Gene Ontology annotation, biological process: actin cytoskeleton organization; actin filament organization.